This is a messenger RNA of Sciurus carolinensis (gray squirrel), 1118 nucleotides long. RefSeq names its product zinc finger protein 511 (gene Znf511). Bases 58 to 825 code for a protein of 255 amino acids. The transcript is spliced from 6 exons. NCBI's taxonomy places the organism in Eukaryota, Metazoa, Chordata, Mammalia, Rodentia, Sciuridae. The record is from RefSeq and is a predicted model, not a curated record.
ACGUCCGGCCCCGCCCACGCACGGCGGCCGAGCGGCUGGGCGCAGUCGCGCAGGGCGAUGCUACUGCCCGGCGCGCUGCGCGCCCGCCUGGCCGGGACGCCCGGGGCGACUGAGCCCCUGCCGGUGGAGCGGGACCCUGCGGCCGGGGCGCCGCCCUUCCGCUUCGUGGCGCGCCCGGUGCGCCUCCCGCGGGAGCACGAGCUCUUCGAGGACGGGGACGUGCAGAGGCAUCUCUACCUGCAGGAUGUGCUCACGCAGGUGGCCGAAGAGCCAGAGAGGUCCAGGGUGCCCGAGUUCACCUGUCAGGUGGCCGGCUGCUGCCAGGUGUUUGCUGCCUUGGAGGAUUACCAGCACCAUUACAACAUGCUGCACGGGAAUGCCUGCUCCCUCUGCAGCCGGGCCUUCCCCUCUGGACACCUGCUGGAUGCCCACAUCCUAGAGUGGCAUGACUCCCUCUUCCAGAUCCUGGCGGAGAGACAGGACAUGUACCAGUGCUUGGUUGAAGGUUGCCCAGAGAGGUUUAAGACCAGCCGAGACCGGAAGGAUCACAUGGUGAGGUUCCACCUGUACCCUGCGGAUUUCCGGUUUGAUAAGCCCAAGACAAACAAAGGCCCAGCCCUGCGGGGGUCUGAUGCUGACCCGUCAGCUGCAGCCCUAGUGGAUGAAGGGGACAUGAUGGAAGUCUGCUCUGAUCCUGCAGCAACACCCCCAGCACCUACAGGCGAGAGGCGGACCUACAGCCACAGAGUGCCUUCUACCAUCUGUUUCGGCCAAGGUGCACCUCGAGGGUUUAAAAGCACCCAGAAAAAAAACAAACACCACUAAUAGAUCCAGGUGGAGAGAAGGACCAGGCAUCUGAGUGGACAGUGCAGAAAUGGGGCUCCUGCAGGGGCUGGUGACCUUUGGCCUCUCACUUUUCAAGUGGCCACCCUGGGGCUGGGCCUUUGCUACCCUCCUUGUCUAGGUCCCUCAGGGAGUUAUCAGAAGUGGCAGGGGACCUCAAGCUUCCAGAGAUGACUGGGACACACUACAGGCUCAGGAGACCGCCCAUCUCUUUCUGCAGGGACCACCCUAGGGACAUUGUUUUGAAGCACAUGAAAUAAAUAUUUUUCACUGAA